Messenger RNA from Bursaphelenchus xylophilus (pine wood nematode), 611 nucleotides. The record is from the annotation of a GenBank genome assembly. NCBI's taxonomy places the organism in Eukaryota, Metazoa, Nematoda, Chromadorea, Rhabditida, Aphelenchoididae.
AUGACAAACCCCAUGAAUAAAUGGAAAUUGGAUUUUGGAGGCAGCCGCGCCCUUUCACGAGUUUAUGACACAACUCUGAAUCCUCCAGGAUUCAAUCAGUCAGUUUCACAGACUUCUCAUCAUAGCGAACAUGCUGGUGCCAAUACUCAGAAUCAGCACCAUUUGAUGUCAAAGAGGGCGUGGGAUCUCGCUUUGCAACCCAUCAAGAGCGUUCCGAUGAACAUGAUGUAAGUUGUUUGUAAAUAUCUUUUACGUCAAUUUAGUAUGAUGUAUAUGGCUGGGAACACAAUUAGUAUCUUCCCGAUCAUGAUGGUUGUUAUGAUGGCGUGGCGGCCGAUGAGAGCUAUUAUGGCGAUUGGACAAGCCUUCAAGUCGAUUGAUGUGAGUUGUGGCCAUUGUUGGAUAAUUAUAAUAAUUGUUAGGCUGAGUACCCUGGCUCUUUGAUUGUUCACAAGAUGAUCUUUGCCCUGGGAAACAUGGCUGCAAUAGCUCUGGCGGUAUAUAAAUGUCAUACGAUGGGUCUUCUUCCGAAUCACGCAUCAGAUUGGCUAGACUUUGUUCCUCCUGCUGAGAGAAUGCAAAAUGUUUUGUUUGGGGAUACCUUUGUCUAA